This is a messenger RNA of Aspergillus puulaauensis, 2643 nucleotides long. RefSeq names its product exocyst complex component Sec10 family protein (gene RCY1). Gene Ontology annotation, molecular function: protein binding. Lineage: Eukaryota; Fungi; Ascomycota; Eurotiomycetes; Eurotiales; Aspergillaceae. Gene Ontology annotation, cellular component: cytoplasm; exocyst. The transcript has 3 exons. Bases 1 to 2643 code for a protein of 880 amino acids. The record is from RefSeq and is a predicted model, not a curated record. Gene Ontology annotation, biological process: exocytosis; Golgi to plasma membrane transport.
AUGCCGAAAGCGAGGAACGGGCCAGGCACAGGCGGGAAACCUCGUCGCGAUGUGUUGGCGUCGCUCAAAAUGGCCUCUAUGGAGGAGAUCUCCAGGGCCUCCCUCCCCGCAGAAAUAAUGUCUUCGAUACUCGAUUACCUUCCUCCCGUCGACCUUGUCCGAGCGGCCCGGGCGUCGAAGCUCCUGCGCGAGAUGGCGUACGACGAUUCACGAUGGGUACAGAGACUCAAAAGAAUAGGCUGUUGGGAUGAAGCAGAGGCUCGCAAAAAUGCGGAGGAGAAGUUUGGGACAAUUGCCAACAGAGAAAGUGUUGAGAUUGAAGAAUCAGCGGCCAUCAAGCAAGCGUCAAGCCAACCGACGAUCGAGGUGACGGCGGUUUCAGACGGUUUUGAUCAGAUCAACCUGUCUACCCCCGCAACCGAAGCUGUCGUUGAUCUAGAUGUCGAUCCGGUUCUUGGGGCGCUGAAACUAGCCAAGUCGAUUCGAGGGGAAGCUAGGCAAGAGUAUGGAAAGAUACAUGCGGCACUAUCACCAUUCUACGAUGACAUUGCCACUCUUGGGCCUUCUGCGGAUAAUCUUGUCUUUCAAAAAUACACGGAUCCGCAACAACAAGCGCAAAUAUUAUUUCAAUUGCAGGAUUUUGCCAAGUGCGAUACGACUGACGGUAGCGAAAAUCGACAUGAGCAUCUGCGAACCGCUGUCUCGACGUUCGAAACUGCUGCACUGAAGGAGUUCAGGCACGGCUACGAAACUGAUGAUAUCGACGACAGAAUGAAGAAAUACGCCCACGUUCUGCAUACGUUAAAUGGCGGGUCCUCUGCUUGUGACCUCUUUAUCCAUCAUAAUCACAUAGUCACAAAAAAGGCUGAGCUUGGUAGAGUCAGUGAUUGUAUAGAUGUGUCAACCCAAAAAGUGAAACUUGAGCACACGCAGGUGUUCUUCACACGGACAAGUGUGGCUUUCAAUGAAGAAGUCUCGGUCAUCAACCGCGCCUUCCCACCAUCCUUACAAGCAGCCUCCCCGUUUAUCGAGAAGGUAGGCCGCGAUGUGCUUUACCCAUUUUUGACAGCGAUAUUUGAUGAAUUGCAUCGCUCGAAUAUCGAGUCGUACCUUAUUGCGGUUUCAGGUACUUAUGCACAGUGCAUGAAUUUUCUGGAUACUCUAUUGCCGAUUCAAAGUUCUUUAAAUACUUUUGACGAACUCUUGCAUCAGGCUAUUGCGCAGAUAUACGAGCCGCACAUGGAUUUGUACUUGGCAGAAGAGCUAGACUUCUUUAGAAAAGGCUCGGAGGCUGCUGUAGGGGAGUGGGAUAGACAACUGUCCGAACAAGCUGCAUCGACUGAAUCAUUUCUCUUGUCCAACGUCAACAGACAAGCUGAUAAGCGAGACUUCUUGACGUCUUUUAAAAAAGUGAUCAUGGCACCGGUAAACAUCCUUCCAGGAUUCUCAUCGACGAAGACAAAUGAACAAAAAUCGAAUCGUGACUCCGUGGUUGGUGAUGGUGCUUCCACUCCGAAAACCAAUCGACUUUCCACCAUCUCUUCACCUGGCACCCCUCCAGUGAUGGAAGCCCCAACCACUGAACUUGCAGCGAAAGCGGCCAUUAUGAAAUCAAAGAUGGAGGGUAUCCGAUCUUUAUUCAGUAUCGAAAUCGCGUUAGGGCUGGUCCACGCGGCAAAAUCAAGCCUUGAGCGCGCGGCGCAGUUUACGAUGAUUGGAGGUGAGACAGGUAUGGCAGUCAAACAACAGUGUGAAGCAAUUUUUGUUGCUUUGUUGCGCAUUCUCGGACACGACCAUCUUAUCAAAGGGUUUAACAAGGCAGUCGAUCAUCUCUCUGACUAUCGGCCUCGUGAGCAAGGCGAUCGUGACCAAUCUGGCGUCGAGCCUUUAGUAACGUUCCUCGAGUUGGUGAACGUUGGAGAUCUCAUUCUCCAAAUGAUUGAUGUCUUCUAUGAGCAGGAGCUGAUCGGGUCUAACCUUACUGAUCGUAAUGAUUUCCUGGACCCGGCGGUGAAAGAGAAGAAGAAGUUCGAGCAAAAUCUUGACGAACGUGUUGCGGCUGGGUUGAACAAAGGAAUUGACGUCCUUAUGGAGGAAGUCGACUACAUCCUUGCAACCAGGCAGCUUGCAACCGACUUCAAUCCGGGCGUCUCCACCGAUCCCAACCGGAAAACGAUGGAUGUAAACGUUACUGAAGCUGCAGCUGCCGUGGUCGAUGUUGUUUCAUCACAUACGCGAAUGCUCAUUGGAAGCACAGACAAGAGUACGCUUGAUGUCUUCAAUCAGGAGGUUGGCCUACGUCUCUUCACGGCCCUCUGUAAACAUCUGAAGCGCCAGAGGAUCAGCAUUGAGGGAUCCCUGAAGCUAAUCAGUGACAUGAACCAUUACUUCAAGUUCAUCCAGACCCUCAAAAACAACGAGUUGCUCAUUUAUUUCAAGGCAUUCCGAGAGCUAUCACAGAUCUAUCUGAUUGACCCCGCAGACUCUAAGGAAUUAGCCGCACUAAUAGCCGAUGCAGGCCGAUUCUCUGGAAUUUGGCGGGUCGAGGAGGUGUAUGAGUUCGCGGAGAGACGGGCAGAUUGGUUCCAGAUCAAGCGAGAUGUUGAGCGGGCCAUGUACGGAAUUGGAUGCAAUGUUAUGUAA